This is a messenger RNA of Chanos chanos (milkfish), 1689 nucleotides long. It is a transcript of the gene adad1, whose product is annotated as adenosine deaminase domain containing 1 (testis-specific). Bases 1 to 1689 code for a protein of 562 amino acids. The record is from RefSeq and is a predicted model, not a curated record. Gene Ontology annotation, cellular component: nucleolus; cytoplasm. Lineage: Eukaryota; Metazoa; Chordata; Actinopteri; Gonorynchiformes; Chanidae. The transcript is spliced from 11 exons. Gene Ontology annotation, biological process: adenosine to inosine editing; RNA processing. Gene Ontology annotation, molecular function: double-stranded RNA adenosine deaminase activity; double-stranded RNA binding; adenosine deaminase activity.
AUGAUGGGAAAGGCUGGAUCCUACCGUGUGUCCAGAGGGGCGAGUUUUGCCCAAAUUUUGAAGAAGAAUAUUCCUGCAGCUCCAGGGUUUGGGACACAGUUUGUGUCUCCGACAGUCUCAGAACAUCUGGAUACCCACAACAACCAACACGACCAAGCAAGAAACAACCCAGCCAAAAUUAAUCCUAGGCCAAAAAACAUCCCCAAGGAGUUAAUUGACAGGUAUAAACGGGGUGAGAUGCAUGCUGUAUCUACACUUUACCAACUCUCUCAGGUCUUACACUUUCAGCUGGAACUGAAGGAAACUGUCACUACAGAUGGUGUUACAGGUUUCUACUUUGCAUUCUGCGCGGUUAUCGAUGGUGUGCAAUAUAAGACAGGAAUGGGCAUCACUAAAAAAGAAGCCCGAGCCAAAGCUGCCCAGCUAGCGUUGGAGGAACUGCUACCCGGUCUGGAGAGUGUGGGAGAACUGCCCGAUGCCGCUGAGGGACCACCUCCUCUACCCGUGAAACAAUCGGCAGUGUCUGACACACCUCCUGGAAAAGCUAUGUUUGAAAGGAAGAAUCCAAUUCAGGACCAGGUUCCAAAUGCAGUGAGGGACAUAUUCACCAAACUGAUGGACAGUUACCCCAAAUUCUCUAGCUGUGGAAGCACCUUGGCUGCAUUUCUCAUCCAUUCUCCCUCUGGGUAUGAAGUGGUCGCUCUGGGAACUGGCAGUUUAAACACUAAAGAGAGUGCUUCACCAAAUGGACGAAUCCUCCAUGACUCACAUGCUGUGGUUACUGCGCGACGAUCACUCAUGAGGUAUCUGUACCGGCAUGUGCUGCUGUUCUUCAGUAAGAAUCACUCUCUGAAAGAGGGCUCUGUAUUUCAGGAGGAUGAGUCAACCAAACUCCUGAGACUGAGGAGUCAAAUCACACUGCACCUCUACCUUAACCAGCUACCUAAAGGAGCUGCCCAGAUCCCUUCGCACCUGCGACUGAACCCUCUGUCCAUCUCUGCUUGGGAGGUCAAUAACCAGAUUGGCCUUCAUGUAACCAUCGAUGGGAAAGUUUUCUCAGUUUUCUCCAGGUUGGAGCAGACGGGCUCAAAGGUGGUCAGCAUGUCGGGGAGCGAUAAACUGACGCAGUGGCAGGUUCUCGGCUUCCAGGGUGCUCUGCUUAGUCACUUCAUCGAACCUGUUUAUGUCAGCAGCAUCGUCGUGGGUGAAGAGAGCUGUAAAGAGACAAGGGGUAUGGAGGUGGCUGUCAACCAACGUGUGGAUGAUGGCAUCACUGCCAAGCUGCCUAUGUACUACUGUGUGUACCGACCUCACAUCAGCCUGGUGCCCUCUGUAAUGCCCACAGAUGGGCAUGCUGCCCAGCAGACUCUAAGCAUCAACUGGUGCCAGGGAGAUGUAUCUCUAGAGGUGGUAGACUCUCUGGAGGGCAAGUCUGUGGAGGAGUCUCCUUUUAAGAGUGGCCCAGCCUUGGCCAGUCGACUCUGCAAGGCAGCCAUGCUCAGUCGCUUUAAUCUGGUGGCCAAGGAAGCCCAUAGGGAGGACCUGCUGGCUGCUGUGUCCUAUAGGGAGGCAAAGAUGAUGGCAAAGCCAUACCAGGAGGCAAAGAGUGUGCUGAAGUCGUACCUAGCCUUGAGAGGUUACGGUCAGUGGGUGGACAAGCCACCAAUCAGUGACCACUUCAGCAUGUGA